AUGUCCAUUUCCAACGGCCAGCCAGCUUGGCCAUCUCCCCUUCUGCACCAUACAAACAGUACCAGGUCUUUGAAUCCUCUCGAUGAUGGAACGGCGCGUACCCAGACCCCCGUCGACAAUAAUACGGCAGAGUUGGUGCCUGAGGCAUCCGUCGAUAUCGAAGAAGAAGCCCGUCGCGCUCUUUUUGCCGACUUGUAUCGCAAGACCGAGGACAAAAUUGCCUUGUUGUUUGCCGAGGAUGGUUCUUAUAACCUCGACGCGAUUGCAGGGCUGAAGCGAUGUGCCCCUACCCCUACCGUGACGCUCCCCCCCACCACCGAUCACGAACCCAUCAAAGAACCGCCCUACAAAAAGGCCAAACGUGCCAUUGAUGAAGAUGACUAUGAUGACGACGAUGAAGAUGAAGAUCAAGAAGCCGCUGCGCCUGCGCCUGCGCUGAAAGCGCAAGGUUCCUCCGCCUCUGUCGCCGCCAACUCUCUGUUGUCCCCUUCCAAGUCUGGCAGCUCCCCCGUCCAUUCGCUCAACUCUCCAGGAAGACUAGCAGAAAAGCUAAAAUCUAGCUACGAAGAGUCGCAGAAUAAGGCAAAGGCCGGGGAAAUUAACGACGGUGCCAUCAAAAGUUUGGAAGAGGCCAGGUUGGCCACCGAGGAAGCUGCGAGGCGUAGCUUCCACACCAUUAUUUACACACUGGAAAACGAUCGAACGGCGAUGCUCGAGCAGCAGCGACUGGAAGAUUCGGAAAAGCAGCUGCAAGCUGAGAUGGACAACAAUCAGGCCAAUGGAGCCGGCGGUGCCCACUCAAGCAAUCAAGGCUCCCUGAGUAGUGCGAAUCUCGGUGCUUCAAGCCUGACCCUCAAACAUCUCAUCGCCAGAAUCGACAUGAAGCGUGACCAAGUAAGAGCCUCGGAUGCUGAGCUUCGACUUCUCAUGAACGAGGUUCGCAAAAACCGAAGCAAGUGGGCGAGCGAGGAAAAUGUCAACCAGGAAGAGUUAUACGAAGCUUUUGAGAAGGUUUUGACGGAACUCAAGGCGCACACAGAAUACUCUACCCCCUUCCUGCAGCGAGUCAACAAGAGGGACGCGCCAGAUUAUUAUACCCUCAUCAAAAACCCAAUGGACCUUGGCUCAAUGACGAAAAAGCUCAAGUCCCUGACGUACAAAUCAAAGACGGAUUUUGUUGCGGAUCUGAACUUGAUAUGGGACAACUGUUUAAAAUACAACCAGGAUAUGAACAGUCCGCUCCGUAGAAUGGCUAAUGGAAUGAGGAAAGAGGCCGAGAAGCUUAUUCCUCUCAUCCCGGAUCUCGCCGUCCGCUCCCGGGCCGAAGUGGAGGCAGAGGAGAGAAGGAAGCAGAAUGGCGGCGACGAUGACGGUGGCGACGACUCUGACGAUGAGCCGAUUAUGUCGUCUCGUGGUCGAAAGGCCACGACAAAGGGUGCCAAAUCGCGCACUGCCCCGACUGACCAAAAGGAGGACACGCCCGUGGUGGAUCAAAAACCAGUUUUACAACUCAAUGGACUCCUCGGAAAAGCUGGGAGGGAGGGAUCUGAAGUUGACGGGAGCAAUGGGCUUUCGACCCCACCGAUCGCUGGUUCUAUAACUCCGUCCGGUGCAUUGAAUGGGCAUUCCGGUAUUGCGAGCAACGCUGAUGCUAUGGAUAUUGACGGGCCAAGCCUGAGCACCAUGGCACUGAAUCAAGCGUUUGGUGAGGCUGCUGAACAAGCUUAUGAGGACGAAGAGUAUAAGAUUUGGAAACAAACCACGAAGAAGGAUCGAGCUCUAACUGCGAAGGAGCGCCAUUUCUUGUUCAAGGAGAAUCGUCUGAACAUGGAUGCCCCAGCGCUUUUGAGAAGUCGAGGCGGCAUGCGCUGGUUUCUGAAGCAUCAAAGGGAAGCUGAGACUAUGGGCAUUGCCGCACACCCGUCUCUGGGCAGCGUGGCUGGGACAGGAAAGGAUUCAUCGGCGAGCAAAGGUUCAGAAACGCUCGCCCAGGGCAUUGACGAAGAGACAGAACAGGUCAUGCCUGACUACUACAAUCCGCUGACCAGUAUCCCUGAUAUCCAGCCCAAUCUUCAGUGGGUUGACGAUGGAGAGGGACAUGCGAUUAAUCAGCACGAGGCAUUCCUCAGACUUGUGCCCCCCGGCUCCUUCGUUGCGCCAAAGAGCCGGCUGACGAAGAAGGUGGAUGACAACAUCCGUCAGAUUCAAGAAACCAGAAAACUCGCGACCAAAAUCUCAGUCAUCAAGCAGAUGCAGGUCCAAUCGCAGGUGUACACGAACCAGUUCCCCAAAUCGAACACCGAGGCCUUCAUCGAGCAAGAUAUCGAACCACACUUCAUCUCUGAUGACGGGCCUGUAAUGGCUUCGGAAACCUGUCAAGAUGCUCUCAAGCGUUCUGUCGCCAAAAUCCUCUACCACACGGGUUUCGAGGAGUUACAGCCGUCCGCUAUCGAUACCUUGACCGGAAUUGCUGCCGAUUAUUUCCAGAAGCUGGUCAGAACGUUCAACAUUUAUCGCGAGGCUGAAAAGACAACAGUGCGAGGUCUGGAAGGACCCCAGACGCGGUCUCGAUUCACGCCCGAAGAAGUUGUUCUGCAUGCGCUCGAAGAAAGCGGUCACGAUGUUGCGUCACUUGAAUCUUAUGCGAAGGAUGAAGUCGACCGGUUGGGCUCAAGACUGGGUGUCCUCCAUGAACGCAUGAAGCUGCAUCUCACUGAUCUACUACGGCCUGCCCUCUCCACGGAUGCCGGAGCUGACGGGGUAGGAGCAUUCAAGGAUGGUAGCGACCAGUUCAUGAGCGGCGACUUUGCUGAUGAUCUCGGCGAGGACUUCUUUGGCUUCAAGGCCCUCGGCUUGGACAAGGAGAUGGGGCUCGACUCUUUCUCGGUUCCGUUUCACCUCCUUCACAGCAGAGUGCGUAACCAAUACCAGAUGCAGACGCAGACGGCGGGCGCAAUAUCGGCAGAUAUAUUUGAGGCUUUACCGCCGUCCGAGCCCGUUACAAACGACGGCAUCCAGGAAGAAAUCGGCCUGGUUAAGAACUUCUUCCUCGCCAAGUUGCACGCCAAUGGAGACCAACCUCUGGUCGAGGAUGAAGACUUGCCGGUCAAGCAGCGCAAGCCUCGUCCACGCCUGGGGGCAAGUGGCAAGAUCAUCUCGGCCCAGAAGCGGCCGCCACGAGAACAGCUAGCACUGGCAAAGAAGAAGAAGAAGAUGGAGCUGGCGGCGGCAGCAGCUGAAGCCAAGGCGAAUGCGACACCCGAAAAGGGGCCCAACGCUGGAACAGGAAUAACCAACACGACGCCAGCGAAGAAGAAAACCAUGACAAUCACGCCCGUUCCGCCGCCGAACCCAGCUCUUCUUGCCCUCACGGCGAGCAUGGAAAGAAGUGACAGCAUGCAAAGCCAAGGUGGCGCAAGUCAGACGGAGAAGGAUGAUAACAUUGCCAUGAUGAGCCCAGACAGCAUCGCCCAGUAG
This is a messenger RNA of Metarhizium album ARSEF 1941, 3477 nucleotides long. RefSeq names its product transcriptional activator spt7. The transcript has 2 exons. Gene Ontology annotation, biological process: regulation of transcription by RNA polymerase II. Gene Ontology annotation, cellular component: SAGA complex; SLIK (SAGA-like) complex. The record is from RefSeq and is a predicted model, not a curated record. Lineage: Eukaryota; Fungi; Ascomycota; Sordariomycetes; Hypocreales; Clavicipitaceae. Gene Ontology annotation, molecular function: protein heterodimerization activity; structural molecule activity. The coding region runs from base 1 to 3477 and encodes 1158 amino acids.